Colletotrichum aenigma is the source of this 1116-nucleotide messenger RNA. RefSeq lists its product as uncharacterized. The transcript has 2 exons. Lineage: Eukaryota; Fungi; Ascomycota; Sordariomycetes; Glomerellales; Glomerellaceae. The coding region runs from base 1 to 1116 and encodes 371 amino acids. The record is from RefSeq and is a predicted model, not a curated record.
AUGGAUUUACUCGGAACAGUAAAGACACUCAUCCUGAUCCGCAAGAUCAGGCCCGAGAACGUGAGGCGUCGCAGCAUUCCAGAAACGAAGGCAACGCAUAGAUAUAUCGACCCUCCGAGUGACGUACCACAGAGAUAUCCCGCUCAUACAAUCGUCAAGACCACCAAGUAUGCGGAGGAUCGUCAUGUCUCUACCGUCUAUUCAUUGGCCGGCCAUACUCCGAUGCAGAUGGGCAAGAGGUGGGAUCAAGGCAAAUUCCAGCCCGCCGUCGACGUUUUAAUGGUCGAGCAUAAAGACAAGCCAGCGAUUAACGGAAAAGCUCGGUUUACUUGUCAAAAGAUCACAAUACAGCAUCCCGCCUUGAUCGAGAUCUUAGGACUGAUACUGGAGAACGAAGGCUUCCAUCUUGACGGGAGCAAACCUAUCGUUUUUACUCCCCCCUUCCGCCCAUUGUACAUCUGCUACGACGAGAUAGUUGGUCUGUGCGAAAAUACGAAUGAUGACUUGUUGAAGAUGUAUCUGGGAAACCUACUUACUACGCUUAACGGCAUACUAGGAGAGACGCGGAAGCAAUCACACCAACUCAAAGCCAGGGGGCUAGUCAACUUCGAUCUCGCAUGGACCUAUUUCCCCAACGGUACUAUGGUACGCAGCAGCGACUGCAAUACCAAAAUGGUCUUCAGGGUCGUGGGUACUUCGUACAAGAAGUCGGAAUCUGGCACAGCCCUCGUCAUCUACGGCGAAGCGCUCAGAUUCGACGGCGAGUCCUUCGUCUGGAUGGUCCACGAGAUUUCCAUCCAUGAGUUCUCCGGGAACAAGCCAAUUCUUGGACUGGAGUGUUAUCCAACCGAGUUUCAUCACGACCCGAAACUGUGCGCCGACGGCAUCGCGAUUGCUGACGUGGACGAGGUGAAGCGCAAUGUCGAUGGCCGCAUUCUGAUGGACGUUGAUGGGUUCAAUAAGCAUCAGACGAAGUCGAGGCAACGACAAUGGCGAUACACGAAUCGACCGAUGAUACCGCACAUAAAUGAGCAAGACACCAAGGACGGUAUACACUUUAUGAAGAAGGAGCAGAACAAGAACAAAAGACGGCCAUGGUUGAGGGCUUUGCUUUGA